This is a messenger RNA of Colletotrichum tamarilloi, 429 nucleotides long. RefSeq lists its product as uncharacterized. Lineage: Eukaryota; Fungi; Ascomycota; Sordariomycetes; Glomerellales; Glomerellaceae. The transcript has 2 exons. Bases 1 to 429 code for a protein of 142 amino acids. The record is from RefSeq and is a predicted model, not a curated record.
AUGCCGUUUUCUGAAUCCUUCCUUCACAAGCGAGACGGAGAAGGAUGUAAACCUGGAAGUAGAACGCAGCACCUUACUUCGCCAUUGACUGCAAUCGAAGAUUUUGUCCUGAAAGACAGCCGAGCUUUUAGUUUCGAGAAACAUUUGCCUGAUGGCCGAAAUCCGCAGAGGCGAGGUGCAGCAGUACCUACCUACUACGGGAUCCGCAACUUCCUCAACGGGAAGUGGCCAAGGCAGCCGCGCCGGGUGCCGAUGCCGGUCAGAAAGCGGAGCCCGGUCGCGGGUCCGAAGUGGGUCUCUCGCAUCAGGCCACCCUCUUCCCCUCCGCCCCUGUUCAGCCACACUCAAUUGCAACAACGCAAAGAGAACUUUCGUUCUCAUUCGGCAUCAAAGGCGAGCUAUGUCAGCAUCACCCAAAAGCAGACAUAG